AUGCUUAUUAACGUUAGACUCAUAACUGAAAAUCUACUCCAGCUUGAAGUUGAACCGCAUACUACUAUGAAGCAACUUAAGUAUCUGAUAGGAGCUUCUCAAGGUUGUCCACCAGAAGACAUCGUAUUUGUUUUUAUGGGCAGAGCUCCUGAUAAUGCCACCAUUGAAAGCCUCGGUAUCAAUCAAUAUUCAUUAGUUAGGUUUGGCAUUUAUUGUCAUGAUCUUAAAGAAGCAGAUUGGAAAUAA
Molecule: messenger RNA, 246 nt
Organism: Blepharisma stoltei
Lineage: Eukaryota; Ciliophora; Heterotrichea; Heterotrichida; Blepharismidae
Source: the annotation of a GenBank genome assembly